GCACCGAACGGAGCUAUAAAAGCCAGGCGGGGGAGAAAAAACACUUUUGUCAGACACUGAGACACACAAGCGAACCUGAGCACUGUUACGGCUCAGUUUAUUCUCCGUUUACAACUUGUCUCGGGGGGGAAGAAAGGAAUUUCAAUUUAUAAGAAUCGAAAAAGUGGAUAUACGCACCGUUCAGCAUCACAGUCGUGAGGAGCUGGAGUGCGCUCAGUGAGGCUGGGAAGACGGCAACAUGGCAGUCUUCACUCAACUGGGUUUACUGCUAUGGAAGAACUUCACCUACCGACGGAGACAGACUAUUCAGCUGCUGAUUGAGAUCAUAUGGCCUCUGUUUAUAUUCUUCAUCCUGAUAUCAGUCCGAAUACAUUAUCCACCCUACGAGCAACAUGAAUGCCACUUCCCUAACAAGGCCAUGCCUUCAGCAGGGACCCUGCCCUGGGUACAAGGCAUCAUCUGUAAUGCCAACAACCCCUGCUUCCGCAACCCCACCCCUGGAGAGAGUCCUGGGGUGGUGGGAAACUUCAACGAUUCUAUAAUCUCCCGUCUGUUCACUGAUGCCAAGAAGAUCCUGUUGUACACUCAGAACGAUCGGAGCUAUGAAGGCUACAAGGGACUGCUGAGAGCCCUCAGGAAGCUGCAGAAGAACACUGCUCGUUUCAAGCUGAAGGACUUUUUGCGAGACAAUGAGACCCUUUCACAUUUUCUGCACCACAACGCAUCACUUCCUCAUCAUGCACUGAAGCACAUAGUGGAGGCCGAUGUCAAUCUGGAGAAGGUGCUCACGAAAGGUUUUGGCUUCCACCUCAGAGACCUCUGCAACACCACGCCACUGGAGGAGUUUGUCCACAUCGCUGACCACAACGUGUCCGUAAUGACUCAAGAAAUAAUCUGCAAAUCCUCCAGUGAUUGGCUGAACCAGGCCCAGAGCCACUUUCUGUCCAACUUGGAUUUCCUAAAACCAAUUCGAAGAGAUGUGAAGUCAGACCCCAAAGUCCUUCAGGAAGUCUCAGCUGCAACCGACAGUCUUCUGGAGAGCCUGGGAGCACUGGCCGUGGAGCUUGCCAAUAUGAAUAGUUGGAAGGAUAUGCGAAAGGAGAUCCUGUAUCUGACUGCGAAUGCCACAGGGUCUCCAAACCAGAUUUACCAGGCCGUGUCACGUAUCGUCUGUGGACAUCCAGAGGGAGGUGGCCUCAAAAUCAAGUCUCUGAACUGGUAUGAAGACAACAACUACAAGGCCUUAUUCGGCAAUCACGGCAAUGACAGUGACAGUGAGCCCCUCUCGGCUUACGACAACUCUUCCACUCCCUAUUGUAACAACAUGAUGAGGAGCCUGGAGUCCAGCCCUAUUUCCAGGAUGAUUUGGCGAGCUCUGAAACCUCUUCUCAUGGGGAAGAUCCUGUACACCCCAGAUACUCCUGCAACCCAGAGGAUCGUCCAUGAGAUGAACAAGACCUUCCAGGAGCUGGGUGUGCUGAGGGAUCUCGGAGGGAUGUGGGAGGAAAUGAGGCCCAAAGUGUGGAACUUCAUGGAGAACAGCGAGGAAAUGGAUUUGGUCAGGACCCUGCUCCAGAAUAAUGCCAGCGCUGCGUUCUUUAACAGCCAGCUGAGUGGGACUGAGUGGCGUGUGUCAGAUGUGGCAAAAUUCCUGUCAAAAGUUUCAGAGAAACCGAGAGCUGCGGGAUCAGCCUACACCUGGAGAGAAGCCUUCAAUGAGACCGACCAGGCCAUACAGACUAUUUCACGCUUCAUGGAGUGUGUGAACCUGGACAAGCUUGAGCCGGUAGCUAAUGAGGAACGACUGGUCAACAAAUCCAUGGGUCUCCUGGAUCACCAGAAGUUCUGGGCUGGAAUUGUGUUUCCGGACAUUGGCCACACCAGCAGCGCCGACCUGCCACCCAAUGUCAACUAUAAAAUACGCAUGGACAUUGAUAAUGUGGAGAGGACUAACAAGAUUAAAGAUGGCUAUUGGGACCCUGGUCCUAGGGCGGACCCCUUUGAGGAUCUUCGGUAUGUUUGGGGAGGAUUUUCUUACCUGCAGGAUGUCAUUGAGCAAGGAAUCAUCAGGGCUGUCACUGGCACGAAAGAGAAGACAGGAAUCUACAUCCAGCAGAUGCCCUACCCCUGCUAUGUGGAUGAUAUUUUCUUGCGGGUGAUGAGUCGGUCGAUGCCUCUCUUCAUGACCUUGGCGUGGAUGUACUCAGUGGCCAUCAUCAUCAAGGGUGUGGUGUACGAGAAGGAGGCCCGACUCAAGGAGACGAUGAGGAUCAUGGGACUGAACAAUGGCAUCCUGUGGCUGAGCUGGUUCAUCAGCAGUUUAAUCCCGCUGCUGAUCAGCGCAGGCUUGUUGGUGAUGUUAUUAAAGAUGGGAAACCUGCUGCCUUACAGUGACUCAGGCGUUGUGUUUCUUUUCCUGGGAUCCUUCGGCGUAGUGACCAUCAUGCAGUGUUUUCUCAUCAGCACCCUGUUUUCUCGUGCCAACUUGGCAGCGGCCUGUGGUGGCAUCAUAUACUUCACUCUAUAUCUGCCUUAUGUGCUGUGUGUCGCCUGGCAGGACUAUGUGGGCUUUGGAGCAAAAGUUGUAGUGAGUCUGCUGUCUCCUGUGGCUUUUGGCUUUGGAUGUGAAUACUUUGCCCUGUUUGAGGAGCAGGGGGUGGGAAUCCAGUGGUCAAACUUGCUUGCCAGCCCUCUGGAGGAAGACAGCUACAACCUGACCACCUCCAUCUGCCUCAUGCUGUUUGAUGCUGUGUUAUACGGAAUAAUGACCUGGUACAUUGAAGCCGUAUUCCCAGGCCAGUAUGGGAUCCCCAGACCUUGGUAUUUCCCUUUCACUAAGACAUACUGGUGUGGAGAGAAAGAGAACAAGAACAUCUCCACUCCUCUGUCGAAGAAGGGCAACGCUGAAGCUGUCUGCAUCGAGGAAGAGCCAAGCCACAUUGAUCCAGGUGUUUACAUCGAGAAUCUGGUGAAGGUCUACAGCCACGGAAACAAACUGGCCGUUGACGGACUGUCCCUGAGAUUCUAUGAAGGACAGAUCACGUCCUUCCUCGGGCACAACGGAGCUGGCAAGACCACAACUAUGUCUAUCCUUACUGGCUUGUUCCCACCCACCUCUGGAACUGCUUAUAUCCUGGGCAAGGACAUCCGCACUGAACUCAGCACCAUCCGACAGAAUCUGGGCGUCUGCCCCCAACACAAUGUGCUUUUCAGCAUGUUGACAGUAGAGGAACACAUCUGGUUCUACGCCCGCCUGAAGGGUCUGCCAACAGAGAAGGUGAAGGCCGAAAUGGAACAAAUUGUGAAUGAUGUUGGGCUGCCUCACAAACGACAGUCUCGCACAAGCACCCUGUCUGGUGGGAUGCAGAGGAAGCUGUCGGUGGCCCUGGCUUUUGUUGGAGGCUCAAAGGUUGUGAUUCUGGAUGAACCUACUGCUGGAGUCGAUCCCUACGCUCGCAGGGGCAUCUGGGACCUGCUGCUCAAAUACAGACAAGGUCGCACCAUCAUCCUGUCCACUCAUCACAUGGAUGAAGCCGACAUCCUGGGUGACCGAAUUGCCAUCAUCUCCCACGGCAAGCUGUGCUGUGUGGGUUCGUCGCUCUUCCUGAAAACACAACUGGGAACAGGCUACUACCUGACUCUGGUCAAGAGAGACUAUGACUUGUCACUGCAGUCCUGCAGGAAUUCUGCCAGCACAGUGUCCUACAGCAAGAAAAACGAGAAGGAGGACAGUGUAUCGGAGAGCAGCUCAGAUGCUGGCCUUGGCAGUGAACCAGAAAGUGAAACCACCACCAUUGACGUCUCCCUCAUCUCCAACGUGAUUUUCAAACACGUCCCAGAGGCUCGCCUGGUGGAGGAUCUCGGCCAUGAACUCACCUACAUCUUGCCCUACCAGUCUGCUAAGGAUGGUGCGUUUGUGGAGCUCUUCCACGAGCUUGAUGACCGACUCACUGACCUCGCAAUAUCAAGUUAUGGAAUAUCUGAUACCACCCUGGAGGAGAUAUUCCUGAAAGUGGCUGAGGACAGCGGAGUGGAUUCUGUUGAGCUUUCAGAUGGAGUCGUACCAACUAGGACUCGUCGUCGUCAUGCAUUUGGAGACCACCAGAGCUGCCUGAAGCCCUUCACUGAGGAUGACUUUGACUUCAAUGACUCUGAAGGUGAUCCAGAAUCCCGUGAGACCGAUUGGCUCAGUGGAACAGAUGGCAAAGGUUCAUAUCAGGUCAAAGGCUGGAAUCUGAAGAGACAGCAGUUUGUUGCACUCCUCUGGAAACGAUUCCUUUACGCUCGGCGCUCUAGGAAAGGCUUCUUUGCUCAGAUUGUUCUUCCAGCGGUAUUUGUGUGCAUUGCCCUGGUGUUCAGCCUGAUUGUUCCUCCAUUUGGAAAGUACCCCAGUCUGGCUCUGGAUCCUGGCAUGUAUGGAGAACAGUUUACCUUCAUCAGUAAUGACAUACCUGAAGACCCUCACAACAACAAACUCUUGGGAGCGCUAAAAGAAAAACCAGGCUUUGGAACACGUUGCAUGGAAGGAGAGCCCAUACCGGACACUCCUUGUGCUGCAGUUCUAGAUGAGUGGUCGGUCCCACAAGUCUCUCAAAGUGUAAAGGACAUGCUCGACAAAGGCAACUGGAGCAUGGAGAAUCCUUCUCCCUUGUGUGAGUGCAGCUGUGAAGGGCGAAAGAGGAUGCUGCCUGAAUGUCCAGCUGGAGCUGGAGGACUUCCACCACCACAGAUGAAGAUCAGUGACAAAGACACUCUGCAGAAUCUGACCGGCAGAAAUGUGUCAGACUAUCUGGUGAAGACCUAUGCUCAGAUCAUCGGCAAGAGCCUGAAGAACAAGAUUUGGGUCAAUGAAUUCAGAUACGGUGGAUUCUCGCUGGGCGCCAGGAAUUCUCAGUUUCUGUCUCAUAAAGAUGAAAUUGAUGUUGCGAUUGCUCAGCUGAGGAGACGCUUCCGUCUUGAAGGAGGAACUGCAGCAGAUCGUUUCUUUCACAGUCUCUCCAGUUUUAUCCAAGGAUUGGACACCAAGAAUAACGUCAAGAUCUGGUUUAACAACAAGGGCUGGCACAGUAUUGGUUCCUUCCUCAACGUCAUGAACAACGGCAUCUUAAGAGCGAGUCUGCCGGCUGGAAAGGACCCAACAAAGUUUGGCAUCACUGCCUACAAUCAUCCACUUAACCUCACCAAGGAGCAGCUGUCACAGGUCGCAUUGAUGACGACAUCAGUGGAUGUGCUGGUGUCCAUUUGCGUGAUCUUCGCCAUGUCCUUUGUCCCUGCCAGCUUUGUGGUUUUCCUCAUCCAGGAAAGAGUGAACAAGGCCAAACACAUGCAGUUCAUUAGUGGAGUACAACCCUUCCUCUACUGGUUGGCCAACUUUGUGUGGGAUAUGUGCAACUACAUAGUUCCGGCCACACUGGUGAUCAUCAUCUUUGUGUGUUUUCAACAAGAAGCUUACGUCUCCUCCACCAAUCUGCCCGUGCUGGCCCUGCUGCUGCUGCUCUAUGGAUGGUCAAUCACCCCUCUGAUGUACCCAGCCUCUUUCUUCUUUAAGAUCCCCAGUACAGCCUAUGUGGUCCUAACCAGUGUCAACAUACUGAUAGGAAUCAACGGCAGUGUGUCCACUUUUGUCCUGGAGCUGUUUGGAAGCAAUGAAAUCGGUGGCAUCAAUGACAUCUUGAAGAAUGUGUUCCUCAUCUUCCCUCACUUCUGCUUGGGCAGAGGACUGAUUGACAUGGUGAAGAACCAGGCAAUGGCUGAUGCUUUAGAAAGAUUUGGUGAAAACCGAUUCCGCUCUCCUCUGGCCUGGGACAUGGUUGGAAAGAACCUGUUCGCGAUGGCCAUAGAGGGUGUUGUCUUCUUCUGUAUCACCGUCCUCAUUCAGUACCGCUUCUGCAUCAAGGCCAGGUCAUCCACCAGUCAUCUGAAGCCGAUUGGAGAGGAGGACGAGGACGUGGCCAGAGAGCGACAGAGGAUCCUGAGCGGUGGAGGACAGUCAGACAUCCUGGAGCUCAGGCAGCUCACCAAGAUUUACAAGCGGAAACAGAAGCCGGCCGUAGACCGGCUGUGUGUUGGCAUCCCUCCUGGAGAGUGUUUUGGUUUGCUGGGGGUGAACGGAGCAGGGAAAACCAGCACCUUCAAAAUGCUGACAGGAGACUCUGUGGUCACCAAUGGGGAGGCCUACCUGGCUGGCAAGAGUGUCACUACAGAGAUAGAUGAGGUGCAUCAGAACAUGGGCUACUGUCCUCAGUUUGAUGCCAUCAACGACCUCCUGACUGGCAGAGAGCAUCUGGAGUUUUACGCUAUCCUGAGAGGAGUGCCCGAGAAGGAAGUCUGUGAGGUGGCGGAGUGGGGCAUCAGGAAACUUGGUUUGGUCAAAUAUGUGGACAAGUCAGCAGGCAGCUACAGUGGGGGCAACAUGAGGAAACUGUCCACUGCUAUUGCUCUCAUAGGAGGACCUCCUGUUGUGUUCCUGGAUGAACCAACAACAGGGAUGGAUCCGAAGGCACGUCGUGCCCUCUGGAACGCCAUCCUGAGCAUCAUCAAAGAAGGACGAUCUGUUGUCCUGACCUCUCACAGCAUGGAGGAGUGUGAAGCUCUCUGCACCAGGAUGGCCAUCAUGGUCAACGGCAGGUUCCGCUGUCUGGGCAGUGUACAACACCUCAAAAACAGGUUUGGUGAUGGCUACACCAUCAUCCUGCGGGUGGCGGGGCCGAACCCAGACCUUCGGCCGGUGAUGGAGUUUAUCGAGCGGGAGCUGCCAGGGAGCACGCUGAAGGAGAAACACCGCAACAUGCUGCAGUACCAGCUUCCCUCGUCCCUCACCUCCCUCGCCCGCAUCUUCUCCCUGCUCUCGAAGAACAAGGAGGCACUUAGCAUAGAGGACUACUCCGUCUCUCAGACUACGUUAGACCAAGUGUUUGUAAAUUUUGCCAAGGACCAAAGUGACGAGGACCAUUUGAAAGAUGUCCAUCUGAGCAAGCGGGACGCUAUUGUAGUAGACAUUUCCCAGCUAAACUCUUUCCUCAUGGACAACAAGACCAGGGAGAGCUGUGUCUGAUUCCUCAACAUACCAUCAGUGGGAGUUGCUUUACUCCUCCCACCCUCCCCCCUCACAGUCUAGAAAAGAUGGACCAUAAAACUGUAGGGGGGAGACGAACUGUGUUCUUUUUUUUUUAUUUCUACUUUUUAGUCUUUUUUAAUUGUUAUCAUUUCUCAGUGGACCUGCACUUCAGCGCACAGCCUCUUGAAAAGGCAGAGACUGCAGGUAUCGUGACAGACACUGAAACAAUGAAAACUCAAUGCAAAUCAAUGCAAGAAAUAUCUAUAAAUAUAUUUAAGAUGAGAAGAUAUUUGUGUGAGGGUUGGAGACUGGUGCUUCUCCUUCACUAGGUGGUUAGGUGGAAAGAAAAGACCAGAACACUUGAAGUGACGGCAGGAUUUGAAUCCUGUGUUAGACUGGAAAGCAUGUAGCCUGGCUACUCACUCAACAGACAAGACACAGGGGAUGUUAGAAUGGCAUCUCCAGCUUUUAAUCCCCUUUCCUCAAAGUAGUUAGCAGUAGUCAGGGAGACAGUGUAUUUGCUACUCUGUCUUGAGAAAUCGUGAUAGUGUAAAACUAAAAAAAAUGAUUCCGGAUCAUUCACUGCCAGUUGCUGAAAGAUGGACUGACGGCUUUUUUUAUUCAGGGUCUAAGCUAUCGAUUUCUCCAAGCGCAGUCGUUUUAUAAUGCAAAUGAUGCUAAAAGCAAAACGCAUUUACAAUCCAGUUUCUGUCACAAAUGUGCAAUCGUCAACAAUAAUUUUUACUAAUUAGAUUUUUCAAGAUAAUUUAAUUCUCCUAGACAAACGUAACCUCUAUAGAGAUUUUCUUUUCUUCGUUUGGAUAACAAUUAAGACUGCUAACCAAGUCGUCUUUAUUUUAUUUGUUGUUCUCGGUGUCCUUGACUUUGUCCAGCACAGUGCCUAUACUGGUGGAGAGAGAAAUUUGAGCACUCCAUUAAAAACAACAAUGUAUGUAGGCUGCCAAGGAAUGUAUAGGACAGAUACCAACAUGCAUCAAAGCACAAAAAGAGCCUUUUUGUGAAGAAACUUGACUGUAUUGUUUAUAAGAUCUUGUCCUUCAUUGUCAAAAACAAAAGAAAAAAAAAUCUUGUGGUUCCUUGGUGUCUGUACAAGAUGUGCAGUCUGCUAUACUGGCUUGUUUUUACCCACCCUGCCCUCUUGAAAUGGAACUGAAGGCGAAUUAGACACAAGUUGACUAAGAGGUUACUGAAGACUUUGGACUGUGUUUUUUUGAAAGUGACCUGGAAAUAUAUACUGCAUGCUUUCCAGUGGGCCACACAUCUGGACUAUCAAUGCUUCUAUGUGUGUACCAAAGCAUGCUGCCAGAUCUGCGUGUGAAGGAACAGAGAGGCCAGAAAUCUGCUUCGUUCUUGUUGGAUUAUCAACACAGACAUAUGUGGGAAGUCCCAAAUGAUGUUGUGAUUUUUGGCAGUGAGAUGAAUCAGAUGGAAACGCUUUUCUAAAUGCCCAUGUUAGGGCACUACGGGAGUGUUUAAGACCUGAGCCAGUACCAAUGUGGAUAUUAUGUACAGUAGCAAUUUUGUGAUGUCGAGUCAAAAAAAAAAAUGUUACCAGUGGAGUGAACAAACAGUAUCUGUGCCAAAAGGAACUCAACAUGCAUCUUUGAUCAACCAGCAUAUUGUUGAGGAGGAAAAUGUUUUGUAAAGUUUAAGUUGUGCUUUGAUUUCAGGUCUUUAUCCAUCAGCUCAACCACAGAAAUCCUCCUCUUCGCAUUGUCAGCAGCUUGAAACAAAAAGGCACAUAUGUCAAAUUUGUGCUCUCAUUCAGUCUUAUUUGGACUGCAAAUCCUUUCUAGUCUGUAGAACUGUUGCCAAAUUCUAAUCUUUUUGUUAGUUCACGUUCAGAAACUGCCACACUGAAGUUAACUGUACUGUUAGUUAUUCAAAAUUUAGAGGUGUGGUUGAGAUAUUUCACAGAAUUGUUUAGAAGACAUGGUCAACAAGGCAGAGUGGAUAUGAGGACCGUGUCAAAUAGAAUUGUGCUGUAAUGCUUUAUAAUUCAAAAAUUAGCCAGGGUUUAAAUUCAUGACAGAUUGUCAUUACAGGUGCUCUGUGUCAUACAAAAUCUUGGAAGGGGUUUCUGUUAUCUCUGGGAUCUAAUACUUGCUCCUUUACCAGCUCUGAGAGUCUGAUCCUUGUCCUAGCAAACCCCUA
This is a messenger RNA of Acanthochromis polyacanthus (spiny chromis), 9232 nucleotides long. Its product is annotated as phospholipid-transporting ATPase ABCA1-like. Bases 239 to 7054 code for a protein of 2271 amino acids. Lineage: Eukaryota; Metazoa; Chordata; Actinopteri; Pomacentridae. Gene Ontology annotation, biological process: lipid transport; transmembrane transport. Gene Ontology annotation, cellular component: membrane; intracellular membrane-bounded organelle. The record is from RefSeq and is a predicted model, not a curated record. Gene Ontology annotation, molecular function: ATP hydrolysis activity; lipid carrier activity; ABC-type transporter activity. The transcript is spliced from 49 exons.